Cryphonectria parasitica EP155 is the source of this 1179-nucleotide messenger RNA. RefSeq lists its product as uncharacterized. NCBI's taxonomy places the organism in Eukaryota, Fungi, Ascomycota, Sordariomycetes, Diaporthales, Cryphonectriaceae. The record is from RefSeq and is a predicted model, not a curated record. The transcript has 2 exons. Bases 1 to 1179 code for a protein of 392 amino acids.
AUGUCUGGACUCUGGGUCAUGCCUGAGACCUCUCGUAAAGGGGAGAUGGGUGGACAGAGGAGGAGUGGUGUGAGUUCUGGUCGUGGGCUGGUGAACGAUGCGUUGAGCCCGCGGGCCAAUAUUACGAAGAAACGAAUUCCUUUUUCCAACAUUUCCCACAUCAAUCAACGAUCCUACACAGAAGCUGAUACAGCUCAGACCUGUACAGGCUGCGGCGGAAAGUUUAACCAUGUCGGAUGUGGGUCCAUGGUUAAAUUACAGAGUGGGAUGCUUUUGGUGGAUGGUACUCUGUGGAGAAAAGUGGCAUGGUUAACAAGGUCUGUGCUCCUUGCGAUGGUCCGAUCAGCACGCUCUACCUGGACACGUCUGGCCACAUUGAUCCUUUGGAUCAAAAGCUUGCUGGUUGCAUUAUCCCAAAAGCGAAGGACACAGGGAGGUGAAGAUGAGGAACCACUGAACCUCCCUCAAGCACCUGAACCCCCUCGACCUCCACAGUAUUGUCUUCCGCAGGAUACGGAAGGCAUUCCGGCUGUGGCGCCCUCAACUCAAGGAUCUCGAACCAGAAAGCCAAAGAAACAUCGAGGGAAGCGACAACCAGGAAAAAGGAUAGCUUCUUCAUCUGACAAGUCUCCUGACCCAACCCCGAGCUCGUUUGGUUCCUCUGCGAGUGGACAGUAUGGAUCUAACUUCCGGUUCCCUUCCCAUAGCGAACUCGCUGGUGGCAGCUUGACACUGUUUUCUCGGAUGGAAGUCUCAUCAUGGCUGAAGCGUUUCGACUGGUGGCGUCAAAUCAAAGGCAUUGACGACACUCAGGCGCUCAACUUCAUGAAAGGCUUCUGUUCAGAUGCAGUCGUUGCUGGGAAAGUAGAGAGAUAUACCACGAGUGCCAAGACAUGGGGCGAACAGAAGGACCGACUGUUGGUUGCAUAUCAGCCCUGGGAUCAUCUCCAAGCAUACACACCUGAGCAGGAGCGGCUGAACAUCAUCAACAACCGUUUCAUUACUGAUGCUGCGAGCUUGUGGUCAUUCGUUGUUGACUAUAACAACGCUCUUACCCGUCUCAAGAUCAGGGAUACUCAGCCUAUUGCUGAGGCUUGGAUGAAACUCCUCUCGACUUGGAUCAAGCGUCUUCGAGCUGACCACGGUAUUACCGCUGAGAAGGAGGAGACUCAAGACUAG